Molecule: messenger RNA, 10805 nt
Organism: Erinaceus europaeus (western European hedgehog)
Lineage: Eukaryota; Metazoa; Chordata; Mammalia; Eulipotyphla; Erinaceidae
Gene: RC3H1
Product: ring finger and CCCH-type domains 1
Exons: 20
Coding region: 319-3708 (1129 amino acids)
Molecular function (GO): metal ion binding
Source: RefSeq, a predicted model, not a curated record
AAAGGCCGCGCUGGCGGCGUUGGCGGCCGGGGCCCGGCGGCCUGGGACCGAGUCCGAGUCGGCGGCGGCGGCGACGGCGGCGGCGGCCGCGGUGGCGUCUACCGCGGGCCCUCGGAGCUGAGAGGAGCUGCGCGGGGCGGCGGUUAUAUUUCACACUAUGUGCUGACUGUAUCUACAAAAGAUAUUUAACGGAAAAAAAGAGAUAAACUUUUUUCAAAGAUUUUGAUUCCAGUGGAAUCUUUGCUUUAGAUUGUGUGUGUGUGUGUGUGUGUGUGUGUGUGUGUGUGUGUGUGUUAAUAAAUUGUAACUCCAGAAGCGAUGCCUGUACAAGCUCCACAAUGGACGGAUUUCCUCUCCUGCCCAAUUUGCACUCAAACUUUCGACGAAACAAUCCGAAAGCCCAUCAGUUUAGGUUGUGGCCAUACUGUCUGCAAGAUGUGCCUGAAUAAACUCCACCGCAAGGCUUGCCCAUUUGACCAGACCACUAUCAACACAGACAUUGAGCUCCUCCCUGUGAACUCAGCACUGCUACAGCUGGUCGGGGCCCAGGUCCCUGAGCAGCAGCCCAUUACUUUGUGUAGUGGGGUUGAAGAUACAAAGCAUUAUGAGGAAGCCAAGAAAUGUGUAGAAGAAUUAGCAUUGUACCUGAAACCACUCAGCAGUGCUAGAGGAGUUGGUCUGAAUAGCACUAGUCAGAGUGUUUUGAGUCGCCCAAUGCAGAGGAAGCUGGUGACACUGGUCCACUGUCAGCUAGUAGAAGAAGAAGGCAGGAUUCGUGCCAUGAGGGCUGCUCGAUCUCUAGGUGAACGAACAGUAACAGAGCUCAUCCUCCAGCACCAGAAUCCUCAGCAGCUCUCUUCCAAUCUUUGGGCAGCAGUCAGGGCUAGAGGCUGCCAGUUCCUUGGACCAGCAAUGCAGGAAGAAGCCUUAAAGUUGGUUCUGCUGGCCUUAGAAGAUGGUUCUGCUUUAUCAAGAAAAGUAUUGGUUCUUUUUGUGGUGCAAAGGCUGGAGCCACGGUUUCCUCAAGCCUCUAAAACUAGCAUUGGACAUGUGGUCCAACUCCUUUACAGAGCUUCCUGCUUUAAGGUCACCAAACGUGAUGAAGACUCUUCUUUGAUGCAACUGAAAGAAGAAUUUAGAACCUAUGAAGCUCUGCGGCGGGAACAUGAUUCCCAAAUAGUACAGAUUGCUAUGGAAGCAGGCUUACGGAUCGCACCAGACCAGUGGUCCUCUCUGCUCUAUGGAGACCAGUCUCACAAAUCUCAUAUGCAGUCCAUUAUUGACAAAUUGCAGACCCCAGCAUCUUUUGCACAAAGUGUUCAGGAACUAACAAUUGCUCUCCAACGAACUGGAGAUCCAGCAAACUUGAACCGACUAAGACCUCAUUUGGAGCUAUUAGCAAACAUUGACCCUAGUCCAGAUGCUCCUCCUCCUACUUGGGAACAGCUGGAAAAUGGACUUGUUGCUGUUCGGACAGUGGUGCAUGGACUGGUUGAUUAUAUCCAAAACCAUAGCAAGAAAGGCGCAGAUCAGCAACAGCCUCCACAGCAUAGCAAAUACAAAACAUACAUGUGUAGAGAUAUGAAGCAAAGAGGAGGAUGCCCUCGUGGAGCCAGCUGUACAUUUGCACACUCACAGGAGGAGCUGGAAAAAUUCCGUAAGAUGAACAAGCGCCUGGUUCCCAGAAGACCCCUGAGCGCUUCUUUGGGUCAGCUUAAUGAAGUGGGCCUACCUUCAUCAUCCAUACUUCCAGACGAAGGUGCAGUAGACCUGCCUAACAGAAAACCUCCUGCUCUGCCGAAUGGAAUUGUGUCAGCUGGAAAUACAGUAACCAAGCUGAUUCCUCGAGGAACAGACACUGGCUAUGAUUCUAGUUUGAAACCAGGAAAGAUAGAUCACCUGAGCAGCAGUGCCCCUGGAUCCCCUCCUGAUCUGCUAGAACCUGUCCCUAAGAAUAUUUCUGCCAUACCUGUGAAUCCACAUCCUGUACCUCCAAGGGGGCCAACUGACCUGCCUCCUAUGCCUAUCACCAAACCUCCUCAGAUGGUAUCACGAGGUUCUCAGUUAUAUCCAGCACAGCAGGCAGAUGUUUAUUAUCAGGAUCCGAGAGGAGCUGCUCCACCAUUUGAACCAGCACCGUAUCAACCGGGUAUGUACUACACUCCACCACCACAGUGUGUGUCUCGUUUUGUGCGACCUCCUCCUUCUGCUCCAGAACCUGCUCCUCCCUACUUGGACCAUUACCCACCAUACCUCCAAGACCGAGUAGUGAAUUCUCAGUAUGGCACUCAGUCACAGCAGUACCCACCCAUGUAUCCACCACAUUAUGAUGGCCGCCGGCUCUACCCUGCUCAGUCUUACACAAGAGAGGAGAUGUUCCGGGACAGUCCCAUUCCAAUUGAGAUUCCACCUGCAGCGUAUGUGCCAGAGUCCAGGGAGAGAUACCCACAGGUGGACGGUUACUACCCGGUGGUUCCUCAUCCUGCUCAGAUCAGACCCUAUGUGAGAGAGCCUCCUUAUAGCCGUUUUCCUCCCCCUCCUCCCCAGCCCCAUCCUAGUCUAGAUGAGCUACAUCGAAGACGAAAAGAAAUAAUGGCCCAACUAGAGGAAAGAAAGGUUAUCUCUCCACCUCCAUUUGCACCUUCACCAACAUUGCCUCCUGCCUUCCAUCCAGAGGAAUUUUUGGAUGAAGACUUGAAGGUAGCUGGGAAAUACAAAGGCAAUGAUUAUAGCCAGUACUCUCCCUGGUCAUGUGACACCAUCGGCUCCUACAUUGGAACCAAAGAUGCAAAACCCAAAGAUGUUGUGGCAUCAGGGAGUGUGGAAAUGAUGAAUCUAGAGAGUAAAGGAAUGAGAGACCAGAGAUUGGAUCUUCAGAGAAGAGCAGCAGAAACUAGUGAUGAUGACCUUAUCCCAUUUGGAGACCGGCCUACAGUAUCUCGGUUUGGUGCCAUUUCUCGAACAUCCAAAACAAUCUAUCAGGGUGCUGGCCCGAUGCAAGCUAUGGCACCUCAGGGAGCAUCCACAAAAUCUGUUAACAUUUCAGAUUACAGUCCGUAUGGACCCCAUAGUGGCUGGGGAGGGUCUUCAUAUUCACCUCAUCCGAACAUACCUUCUCAGGGACAUUUCAGUGAGAGGGAUAGAUUAUCUAUGUCAGAAGUGGCCAGUCAUGGAAAGCCCCUCCCAUCUAUGGAGAGGGAACAGCUGCGAUUAGAAUUACAGCAAUUAAACCAUCAAAUUAGCCAACAGACUCAGCUACGUGGACUAGAGGCUGUUAGUAACAAGCUGGUGUUGCAGAGGGAGACCAACACCUUGGCAGGCCAACCACAGCCCCCACCACCACCUCCAAAGUGGCCUGGAAUGAUCUCAAGUGAGCAGCUGAGCUUGGAACUGCACCAGGUGGAAAGGGAAAUAGGGAAAAGAACCCGAGAACUGAAUAUGGAGAAUCAGUGUUCUCUGGACAUUAAAAGCAAACUAAAUACAAGUAAGCAAGCAGAAAAUGGACAGCCAGAACCUCAAAACAAAGUUCCAGCUGAAGACCUUACAUUGACAUUCAGUGAUGUACCUAAUGGGUCAGCCUUGACACAAGAGAACAUCAGCCUCCUCUCCAACAAGACGAGCUCUCUCACACUGUCUGAGGACCCUGAGGGCGGAGGGGAUAACAACGACUGCCAGAGACCAAGCAACACACCCAGUUCUGCACCAUAACUUCUGAGGAGUCCUGCCUAUGCUUUCUGCUCCUCAUGAUUUUGUGGAGUGCAGGGAUAGGAGGACAGCUACUCCUAACUUCUCUGAGAGUGGUCAGAGAAAUCCAGGAAAGGCAGCAGAGGCAAUGUGCAUAGCACCACUACUAAGAACAAAACCUGCACAUAGUUCACAUUAAUGCAUUUUUUAAUUUAAAAAAAGACAAAGAAAAAGAAAAUUAGCAGUAUCUGCAAGCAAUUCAGAUUAAAUUUGUUUUUGUUCUGUGAAUGAACUUUAUUUUAAUAACUUUGGACGCCUUGGAUCCAGGGCUUUAAAAAAAAGAAGAUAUUAUAUAUACACUCUGUUUGAUUAAUUGUAUGAUCUUAAUGAAGUAGGUUUUUCUUGUAUUUUGGUAUUAUUACAUACCCAGUGUAUAAUUUCUUAUCCUCAAGCCUUUCCAACUUUCACAGCCCUAUAAAUUAAAACAGACAGAAAGCACCAACCUUUCUGAAAAUUCUGUGGUGCUUGAGAGACAGUAAUAGACUAAUUAUUAGAAAAUGUGCAGCAAACCAAUAUUCUGAGAGCUGUUAUCUGUUAGCUGUUACCCUUUUCCUCCUGCUUUCUUGAUCACUAGUUUCAUAUAUAGGUACAUUUUUCAUGACACUAAAAAAAAUUUUUUUUUUGUUUUUAUUUCCAACUUUUCAGGAACAUAAUUCCUUAUUACAGGUCCUAUUUCGAUUAAUGCAAUCAGAUUUAUUAGAUUUAAGUGAUUAUCUUAAGACCAAACUGUGACUUGUUUGUGCUGAAAAUCCAUGGUUGGUAUAUUGUCCAUAUAGUUCUGAUGGUUGGAAGUUUAAAGCUGUGCUUUUCCGGUCUGAACAUGUGCAGAAAUGCUCACAAACUAUAACAAUCAACCAUGUUUUAAAACUGCAGCAUUUGACUUGAACAUAAAAUGGACAGAGCUACAGUAUUCAGUGAAUAUUUUUAUUUUACUCUUGAAACCCCGAAGAAAUUUUGUAUAUAAUUGAGCCCCUGACAUUCAGAGAGAUCUGAUGGUUUUCAAAGAGAUAGAUUACUUGGAUCUUAAGAAUAGUUUAUGAACAGAGAAGUUAUUGCUGUUGAGAAUUAGCAAGUUAAAUAGUAAAUACUGAGAAGUCCGUUUUCAUAGAUUUGGCUUUACAGUACUGAAAACAUUCAAGGAGGUGUUAAAGAAUAAAGAAGACAUUUUAUUUUAGUUAUGCUGCACAUAUUCUGAUGGCACAUGUCUAUUCUGAACUGUGAUCUUGAUUUAAAAAUGUUAAGUGGGGAUUAUUUGAUAAAUCGAUUCACCCUCCCCAACCUGCUAUAAGCGUGAUUUAAAAAAAAAAAAAAAUUGUUCCCUUUCUGGAUUAUACUACUAAGACAGAAAGCACUGGUUAUGUAAUAAGUUACUGCAUUGCUUUGGUUGGGUAAAAGCAAGAGUUUGUAUUUUUCUUGUUUCUUAUUUUCUUAACCCGUAACUCCUGCUGAGGUCGUAACCACCUCAGUCUAAGCUCUCUGUGUUCAUCAUACUGUUGACUGAAAUAAAUGGGGGGAGGGAAGGGGGGUAAUACAGUCCUGCCAUUGCCUACCAGUAGGAGAGACCAAACAGAACACUCAUUUGAGUAGCAAUUAUUUAAUUUGCCCAGUCAAGGCACCGUGUUUAUAUACUAUUUCACAUUGAAUUUGAUUAAGCCCUACAGACCUGGCUGGUCAAGGAUUUGAUAUACACAUAUUGGCUUGGGAUUCGAGCUUUCUUUUUUUAUUUAAAUAAAAAUUUAUAUAUAUAUAUUAUAUAUAUACAGAUAUACAUGGCUAUAUCUGUAUAUAUAUUGGUAUGUUUUAAGGAUUUUUUCGCAUGAGUGCAGCUGUUGCAACAGGUGACUGAUUGGGAGGUAGAAGCACUGAAUGAAGAUGGAGACAUGUUUUCAGUUGAUGUCCACAUUUGCCUUUUUUAUACACUUUUUUUUAACCUGCUUACAUUUAUUCUUUAAGUGUUUAUUGUUUUUUUGGGAGAAGGAAAGAAACUUAGAUGUCUGACAGAGUCCCCAGAUUUUUAAUUUCUCUUUAUAACCAUAAGAAGCAACAUUCUUCUGCAGGCAAUUCUGGGCAGAUGUUAUAUCUUCUUUGGACAUGUCAGAUAGUUCCUAAAUUUAAGAAGCACUUGGUUCAGUAUGUACCUCAAAAUGACUGAGUUACUGACUGGAAGAGAAUUUGUGGGUAAUGAUUUUGUUGAAGUUCCAAAUAAAGGUAAAAUUCCAUUUUGAGUAUUUGUUGAACCCCUUAUACAGUUUCUGUUAUUCUUGUUCUUAUUUCUUUCAAAUACACUCAUUCUUGCUUUCACCAGUUUGAUUCUGUGAACUAGGCUGAAACGGAUUAAUUUCUAUACUCUCCCUAAUCCAAGGAAAACCAGAAAUAAGUCUUUGUUUUGAAUUAAUAUAACAGCUUCUUUCAAUUUUUAAGGAAUUUUCAUGGGGGUGGGGGAAAGAACUCUUAAAUCCAAGAUCUAAGCCUUAAUUCUAGCUGUACCUCUCUAAGGCCUCACACUACAGAAAAAACCUAGUGGGAGAAAGGCAGAAAAAUAGUACCUUGUCCCGUUGUGCCUAUAACUUACCUGUUUUAAAUCGGUCGUUCUGCCUUAACUCAUUGAAAUCCUUACAACUUUCCUACUGACUGAUCACCAGCAGGCUUUAAAAUUCAGUAAAACCUCCAAAAUUUGAGGAUAUUUUUCCCCUUUUCCUUUUCUCUGAGAUAGGCUUUGGUAUGAUGUACCUAUAAGAGUAAAUGACCUGUUUGGUCAAGUUUGUUUAUAACUAUUUUCUUUUCAAGACUUAUGAAAAGCAUUGAUUUCCUUUGCAUCUUGAUUUUAUUACUUUAAAGAAACCAGAUAGGAAAUAAGACAAUGUUUUUGCUUUAUAUUUAUUAAAAUAAUAAUUCCUUCUGAAAAUGACUUUUUGCUUUUCACUGAAAUCAGAAGCAAGCCUUUGACAUCUCAGAUGAACAUAAAGAUUCUGAAAGGAUUUGCAAUAUUCACUUUUGUUUAGCUAACAAAACCAGGACUUUAUUGUAGCUGGGAAUGUAAAGGUAUUUUGACUUAGUCUUUUUCAAGUUCCUCUAAAAAAGAGUAGAAGGACCAAGAAUAUAAUCUCUUUAAUAUAGAUUAAAUUUCCUACAUAUAUGCAGUUUUUUGCCUUACUUAUAGAUAUUGUCACAAAAUAAGUCCAAUCCCUGGCUUGUCUUGGGCAAUUUACAAAGGCUGAAGUGACCAAAGAUCCAUUCUUGUUACAUUGCUGAUUAACAACACACAUUAAUAGUAUGUGUUUCUAGAGAUGUUCAGAUUAUAAGACUGAAUCUAAUGCCAGCAACAACUCCUCAGCUACUCAGAAUGUAGAAAUUUCUUUGAUAUAGCAUUAAUGUGGACAAUUUGCUUCUUCUAUUUUCUCCUCCUCUGAUCUUUCCCAUGUACUUAUUCUUUUGACUAGAAAACAUAAAUUGGCGUGAUUCUCAUUUUCUGCUUAAAUAUGUAACUCUAUCAGGUUUUCCAUAGGUCUUGAGGGUUGGAGCUCUAAGUUGUUUUAUUUUCUGAUCCUUUUCUCUCUCUCAAAUUUCCCUUGACUUACCCACUGCUCUCCCCAAUCUGCAACAGUGACAGUUUGCUGCCUCAAAACAGAGCAUUCAAAUGAAUUCGCUUAGCCAAUAACUUCUGUGAAGUUGCCUUUUCUAAUGGUGUUAUUACUCAGUGAUGCACAAAUGUGGUAUUUGCCCUACUGGUAGGCAAGCAAAGAAAGGGUCUAGUUUAAGAGUGGUAACCUGCUGUUUUUGUUUUUUUUUUUUUUUUCUCUCAGAGAGCCAAAGACUUGUGCUUUACUCUUUUUUGGUUUGGGGAGAAAUAGGAACCAUUUUAAUUGUGAAGCCUUUUAGUAUUUGUAAGUUGAUGUACUGUGUUGGUAGAUAUAUCUAAAGUUAACUAUUAAUGUUAGCUGGCCUUAUAAAAUGUAAAUUAAUGAAAAUUCAUUAUUGUCUUUAAACCAGUGAGUGUCAUCUUUUAUAGUAUUUUGUGAAAGUAGUCAUCUCCCAAUCCCCCCCCCCCCCACUGCAUCCCCAUCCCCCCUUUGUGUGUUUUUAUUUUUAACUUGUGCCUAAAGGACAAUCUACUAUGGUCAAGUAAAGAAUUCAUGAACAUGUGACUGCUGAGACAUAAUUAAGUAUAAUCAGUUCAUGUUAGGUUAUAUUCACAUUUGGGAAAAAUAUUCCUUUCACUAAACAGUCUUUGGUAUUACUUAUAUACAAAUGCUAAUGGAUGAUGGUCUAAUGUCUUUUUCCAUUUUUUGCAUAUUUUAAAAGAAUUGAGUAAAGGUUUUAUAUAUUAAAUCUAUCUGUAGAAAUCACCUGGAAGAAUUUAUUUUGUUGAAAAUACAAGGCCCAUAUGUUUGAGGAGAAAUCAAUAACCCAUCUGGAAAUUAACUGCAGUGUUAAUUACAUAGGUUUUUGCCCUAAAAGAGUCCAACAAAAAUUUUUUUUCAGUUGGUGAUAAAUAUAAUUACAAAGGAAUCAAUCUCCUUUUUGAAAAAUCUGCCUGUCCUUUUAGAUAACUAUUAGGCAAAACUACUAACUAUGACAAAUUUUACUGCUAGCAUUAGUGAUUGAACAAGCAGUUCACUGCUGUUACCACUGACCUCAGUACCUAUUGGUUGGUUCAUACUUCCACCUUGCACAGCUAUGGUUCCUAUAUUUGUUGUUUCAACUCAGCUGUUUCAAAUUUUUUACUGAGUAAUUAGGAGUUGUUGGGAGAUUGCUAUUCACUUUUAAAGGGUUUUGUUGUUGUUGUUGUUUGUUUUGUUUGGUAUUACUUCAUCAAUUCUUUGAGCCAAGGGGGCUGGGGGGGAUGACACAGGACUGUUUUUGUCCGAAAGGUACAGUUGUGGCAGAUAAUGACUUAUGGUUUGGUUGUUACGGUUUUUUUUUUUUUUCACAUAUGCUAGAUUAUAACAUAACUAAUAAUCAGAAAAUGCCAUCACCAGGAAGAAGUAACACCUUUUAAUAGUAAAUAUAUCGAAUACUUACUAUUAAAUCCAAUAGGUGGAUUUUCAAUACUGCAUUGAACAAAGUAGUUAACACUUUGAAAUCCCAUUGUGAUAAGGAACCACUUAAACUCAUGUUUUCAGAACCUGUGAAUUUUCAGCCAAACAUUGAAUUUCCCCUAAACUGUACUCCUGAGGAAAAUAUCCCUAGAGUUAAACCUUUUAUGUUAGAAAGUGUAUGUCAUGAUUAGCUAAGAGAGAAGCUUAAACCUCAAGCCAAUAUUGAGUCCAAAUAUAUGUGUUUAGAAAAAUAAAACCCUGUAGAGUUACAAUGUGUACUACAUACUAGAUAAGAUGACACUUUUUUUUCUUCUUUUUUUUUGCUCUUAGGUAUUUACAAGUCUUUGGCAUCCAUUCUAGGUUGUACAACCAGAGUCAUCUUGUAACUGGAAACUGUUAGGUGGCCCAUCCCAGCUGGUAUAUGAAAGAGUCAAAACUAGCUUGCAAAUUCACAUAUUGGUUGGAUAAUCCAUUGACUUUUUUUUGGGGGGGUGCCUAAUUUUUAAAAGAAUUAACAAUUGCCAAUGCAAUCUCUUCACUAGGGCAUAUGACUGUCAUUCUCAGUAAUAACUGGACCAUCAUGCCAACUAUUCUGACUUGGUCAUUUUGAGUUUUCGCUUAUCAUUUGUACAACCUCUGCUUAUCUGAGACACUAUCCUGAGCUUUUUUCAGGUUAUAGUUGUCUAGAUUUUCAUUGUCAUCCAUUUCCCCUUUUAUCGAUAAACUCAGUUUUACACCUUCUGAUAAAAAGGUUUGUUUUACUCAUUGAUUCAUAGGUCUCAUUGCCUUACUUUAGGAUGAUGUAUUAUAACUUGUGGAAUAAAACAGGACAGUGGACUAAGAUACUGAACAGAUUCAAUCCCCAUCACCACCAUAAACCAGAACUUUGGUCAGAAUAAAAAUGGCAAACAAGAUCUUGUAACCACUUAAAACACUUUCCAGUUUGUAAGAUUCCUCUUUGUGUGUGACAUCUUUUGUCCUUGCUCCCCUUCUGACUAUGGUCAAUUUGAUCUUUAAGGCUCAUACCAGUCUCCCCGAGACAUUCUGUAGUCAUUAUCAUCCUUUUGGGUGGAUUUUAUUUUGUUUUAACUUUUUAACACUGAUGUCUAUUUGCUUGGGAUAGAGCUUGUGUAAUUUACCAAUCGUAUUGAUUGUAUGUGAUUGUGCCCUGCAGAGGUAUAUUUAACAAGACAAAAAUAAUAUAGUUUAGUAUAGGAGCCCAUGAGAUUUGAGUCAGGCUAUAAAUAACUUCCUGGAGAACAAUUAUAUAGUUUUAGGUAGUGAGAAUUUAUAUCUGAUAGACAGAACCACUGUUAAGAAAGGUUAUAUCUUGUCUCUCUACUUCUUUUUCCCUUAACUCCCUGUUCUUUCUUGUAUCCCUUUUCCCACCUACUUAGAAAUAGGAAUGUUAACUUGUAGUGACAACUUGGUUUUUUUUUUCGAUUGUUGCCAACUUAAAAAGUGAAGUCAAAUAGGUAAUGGGUUAGAAUUUCACAAGCUGUGAAUAAUGAAUUCCAUAUGUGGCAAACUGUGGAAGUUUAUUUAAAGGUGUUACCUUCUGAAAGUUCUCUUGGAGUAGAAAAAAGAACGCUGUUUGAAAUGUACCAAUUUCCUCUCUUUGUUAAUCUGUUUAUAUUUCUAAUUUUUAAAACAAGUGAGGUGGAAUAUAAAGAAAUUCAAGAUAUUUAGGGCAGCAGAAGUCUGGAUCUAUUAAGUAAAUAUUUCACUUGUUACAGGUUUUUGAAAUGAUCACGCCAUCUUUUCUCGAUAUUUGUGUGCAUGUUGUUUCUAUCAAAAUGCCACAGUUUAUUAAAAUGCUAAUUGCCUUUAUUACCUUGGAAACUGACUAAGCCUCAUGUUGCUCCUAAUUAGUGUUUAAAGCCCCCAAGAGUUGCAGAUAAAAAGAUUAUUUUAACAGAUAGGAGGAGGUGAUUCACCUUUUGGCUUGUAAAUAUAUGAAAGUGUCUACAAGGUCUUUAUCUGCUUUCUGUCAGCAUUUAUAUUAAAUGAUAAAUUAAUGAG